AACUCGAAGGAAUCGGAACUUUCCUUCUCCGCACGCGGCGGCUAUAUGCACAAUUUCCAGGCUUGCAUGUUAUCGACGCAUUUCAGCAUGACUAGCAUCUGCUCUCGUGGCUUUUGCCCCACCUGUUCUGUAUGUGAGAUCGAAUUGGAUCGGCUUUUCGACAGGUCUCCUAUAGACGCCUCGAGUCGCUCCCCUGCACCUCUACCUUUCCUAACACGGCUGAGUACAAUACGGCAGCAAGUACGUCUCUGCGCACCUCACCGUUGCGGAGUGUAUCCUUCUGGUAGAAUGUGACGGUGUCUUUCAUCUUAUGGCCGUCGACUCGCAGUCGACUCUAUCCAUUCUACUCUCUGUCUUGCCACUAUGCCUCGAAGUAACCAAGACAACAACCCAGCUGCUGCACACCAAACUAAAUUCCGUGUUGUGCCCAAGAAAAGUUAUAGCGAAAGAAUGUCGGAGACACGUGCAGAAAUUCGUCGCAUCAUGAAGGAGGCUCUUCGAGAGAUUACUGGUGACCAAAACGCCGCUAUGCGUUGGCCCAGCUAUUGGAAGGAUAUUGUCGUGAAAUACAAAGUGGUUAUUGAGGGCUGGCCGCACAAUGAGGUCCCUUUCAGGAAUCUCAGCGACGUCUCGAACCUACAGAGGUUGGAGCUUCUGCUCAAGGGUUGGCAGGAGAAGACGAUCUAUUUCCGUCGCAUCUCUGACGCUGAGUUUGCCGCUAUGAGUGCACAGCAAGAGACGUACGGAGAGCAAGAGGCAUGAUACUAAACGCUUCGGACUGUAGUUGCGGUAUGUGAGGUGGAAGGAGGGCUAUCUCGGGUGAGAGAUAGGCCCAAUAUUGUGGUCGAGGUCUCGCCGGUCGUUCUCAUACUGCUUUAUUCUCGAAAACACGCGGCGUCAUUCACGGUAGACGGCUAGGGUUCAUCCAUUCCUGAUAGUGGGCGGAUGAUCAUGUAAUAGUUACCGUGGAGCAUUAUGCUUUCAUUUACAACGCACUGUCUCGAAGGUUACGAGCUUCU
Somion occarium is the source of this 1019-nucleotide messenger RNA. The record is from the annotation of a GenBank genome assembly. NCBI's taxonomy places the organism in Eukaryota, Fungi, Basidiomycota, Agaricomycetes, Polyporales, Cerrenaceae.